AUGGAGACUCCAUCAUCUGAGAAGCCGAAUCUUUCGGAUGACGGGGCCGAGCCCCGAGUGAGCCACGGCACCGUCCUAGACGACGGUGUUGGUAACCUCACUUUUGAUCAGUACACGACUGGCGGCAUGGGCCGCCAUCUCGGCGUCGUCAGCACAACAUUUCUAAUUGUCGGUCGCAUCAUCGGAACGGGCAUCUUUUCGACUCCAUCCGCCAUUGUCGCUGGUGUCGGCAGCGUAGGCGCGUCGCUGAUGCUCUGGGUUCUGGGUCUCUUGCUGGCCAUUUGCGGUCUCUGCGUAUGGCUCGAGUUUGCAUGCAUGAUUCCGCGCAGCGGCGGCGAAAAGGUUUACCUCGAGGCUGCCUACCGACGGCCCAAGAUGCUCAUUACGACUGUUUUUGCGGUUCAGGCGAUUGCCUUGGGCUUUACAGCUUCGGGUUGCAUCAUUUUCGCCUCCAACAUUGUCAUUGCGGCCGGUCGGGUAGCGAGCGAAUGGGAGAAGCGCGGCAUUGCCAUUGGUGUCAUUGUCUUUGUCACUGUCAUCCAUACAUUCUUCCCCAAAGUCGGCGUGCACGGCAUGAACUUCUUCACCAUUCUCAAAGUCGUUCUCCUGCUCUUCAUUGUCAUAACCGGAUGGGUCGUGCUCGGCGGCGGCGUUUCCAGCGUCCAGGAUCCCCACGCCAGUUUUCGCAACGCCUUUGCAAACUCGGCGCAAAACAGCAAUCCCUACGCGACUGCGCUUUUCAAAGUACUCAACUCUUAUGCGGGAUGGUCGAAUGCCAUGUACGUGCUCAACGAAGUCAAGAAUCCCGUGCGAACAAUCAAGAUUGCUGGUCCUCUAGGUCUCUCCAUCUGCGGCGUCUUAUAUCUCCUUGCCAACGUGGCCUACUUUGCCGCUGCGACGCCUCACGAGGUUGCGGAGAGCGGAACCACCGUCGCCGCCUACUUCAUGGGCAAAGUCUUUGGCGUCGCGGCCAAGCGCGCGCUCAGCGUCCUCGUCGCCUUGUCUGCCCUGGGCAACGUCAUGACGGUUACAUUUGCGCAGGCCCGCGUCAACCAAGAACUGGCCAAGGAGGGCGCCGUACCCUUUGCCCGCUUCUGGGCGUCCAACUGGCCGUUUGGCUCACCCUCGACCGGACUGAUCCUCCACUUUAUCCCAUCCUUUAUCGUCAUUGUCGCAAUUCCCUUUGGAAAUGCCUACAGCUUCAUCCUCGACUUGGAAGGCUAUCCCGGCUCCGUCAUCAACUUCCUUGUCGUCGUGGGUCUCUUCUAUCUCCGCUACAGCGAGCCUGACGCGCCCCGUCCCUUCAAGGUGUGGUACCCGGUGGCCAUCUUUUUCAUGCUCGGCCAGGCGUUCCAACUGGUGGCACCGUUUCUCCGCCCACCGGGAGGCAUUGGAGAUACACCACCGCUGCCAUACUGGCUGUACUGUGUCGUGGGAAUCGCGCUCCUGCUCGCGUCCGUGGUGUACUGGUAUGUCUGGUGGGUAGCUGCGCCAAAGAUUGGAAAGUACGAGCUGGUGCCGCAGAACGAGCCUCUGGAAGAUGGUACAAACGUAAUUGUUUAUCGCCGUGUACCCAAGAAAUUUCAGGAUUCAUAA
This is a messenger RNA of Beauveria bassiana ARSEF 2860, 1596 nucleotides long. Its product is annotated as methionine transporter, putative. The record is from RefSeq and is a predicted model, not a curated record. Lineage: Eukaryota; Fungi; Ascomycota; Sordariomycetes; Hypocreales; Cordycipitaceae. The coding region runs from base 1 to 1596 and encodes 531 amino acids. Gene Ontology annotation, cellular component: membrane. Gene Ontology annotation, biological process: amino acid transmembrane transport. The transcript has 4 exons. Gene Ontology annotation, molecular function: L-amino acid transmembrane transporter activity.